GUCCACCCAGCCCACAGACAUAUGUACAUACAUAUAUACGAGUAUCCUGGCUUUUUAUAGAACCCAUUCGAGGCUUGAGCUCCGCUGCUGCAGUCUGCAUCCAAACAUGGCCCACGGAGGAGGCAUCAGCUCGAUGGCCGGGCUGGAGGAGAAGCCAGCGGCCUGUGUGGCCAGCAGCACGGCCUUGGCCAUUAGGAACUCGACCAUAAUCGCCCAUCGGCUGUCCAUUUACCUGCCCCAGCUGCUGCUGCCCUCUCGGGAUCCCCAGAAGCUCAUCACCGAAAUCAACUGCUACGUGGCCCAGUUUCGGGAGCUGCUCAUCUUCAUUGGCCAGGCCCGCGAUUCCCCCGAGCUGCGCGAGAAGAUCAGGAAGCUGCGGCGCAGCUGUGUGGAUGCCUGCAAGCACACCGCCCACCUAAUCACUCCCCAGCCGCGUCACUGCCUGGGCAGUCCCAGUGAGAGGAUGCACCUGACCCUGCUCUACCACCUCACGCUGCAAUUUCAGCACGAGUUGAUCAAGAGCCAUCGUUUGAUCCAACUGGUGCCCCUGGACAUGACGGAGUACUAUGCUCCAUCCCGCACAGCUCCGUCCAAUCUGGGCAAUGUCAUCAGCCAAUUCCUGCUGUGCAAGCAAAUCAAUCCCGACUUCCAGCAGGAGGAGCUGUGCAGCAUUGUUAAGGACUCGCAGGAGCUCAGCGAGCUUUUGGAGGAGCUUCAAGCCCACAUGCCCUUGACGGAGGCAUCUCCGGAAUCCGACCUGGAUCCAGCACAGAAAUCUGAAAGUAGUCUGGUUUCCCUUAACACUCCGGAUUGGUAUGCCCGGCAGCGCAGGCGGAGUUGCAAGAGCCGGAGCCGCAGUCUCUGUUGCUGCCUUUCCAAGAACCCAGCCAAAACCUUUUAGAAAGAGCUGUCUUCUAAAUUAAUCAAGGAAUUCUUAUCCCCUAGAAGCUAGAUACUAUGUAGUUACAGUGAUAGUUUCCUCUAAACUUGGUGUUAAAUGUCAUGGAAAGGAAAUGAAAACCUGUCGCAGAUAGAAGCCAACUAGGAUUUUACACCCAUUAAAGAGCCAAUAAAUCUGUAACUACAGCACUUUUCAAUGAUAACAAACCAAGUUCGGAAGCGAUAAAACGUAUUCCCAGAAACGAUAAUAAACGCCAGUUGUGCCGGCAAAGUGGCACCUCAAAGAGACCCAAAGCAAUA
Molecule: messenger RNA, 1200 nt
Organism: Drosophila santomea
Lineage: Eukaryota; Metazoa; Arthropoda; Insecta; Diptera; Drosophilidae
Exons: 4
Coding region: 107-901 (264 amino acids)
Biological process (GO): G protein-coupled receptor signaling pathway; vesicle-mediated transport
Cellular component (GO): membrane; neuron projection
Source: RefSeq, a predicted model, not a curated record